ACCACAUCUGUAUUAAAUAAUCUGUGUGCGAGCGAAGCAGUGCGUACGCGCCUCUGAGUUAUACUCUUUAUACGAGUUGCGCUUGCGAGCGAGGCUGACGUGCCCCGACAGCGCUUGUGUCCCGUGGGCUCCAAUGUGUUUCCCAAACUGUGGCGUAGCUAGCAUGUGCCGUUGAACAAGUGCCUGUGAUAGAACGAUGAACGUGGUCCUCGUGGUGUUGCUGCUGGCCGCGGCCGCCGGCGCCGAGUUCCAGGAGAGAGUUUGCAUUGGCACCAAUGGUCGGAUGUCAGUGCCUUCGAAUCGCGACACGCAUUACAGAAAUUUGCGCGAUCGCUUCACCAACUGCACGUACGUCGAUGGCAAUCUAGAACUGACAUGGCUUCAGAACGAAACUAUGGACUUGUCGUUCUUGCAACACAUCAGAGAAGUGACCGGCUAUGUACUUAUUUCGUACGUCAGAGUAGCACAAAUCAUUCUUCCGCAAUUACAAAUCAUUCGCGGUCGAACACUAUUUAAAUUGAAAGUCCGAGAAGAAGAAUUCGCUAUGCUGGUCACUAUGUCGUCCGCCCUUACACUAGAACUCCCCGCGUUGCGCGAUGUCUUGCGGGGUAGUGUAGGCAUUUAUAAUAACUAUAAUCUGUGCCAUGUCAAAACUAUUAAUUGGGAUGAAAUUAUAACGGGUAUAAAUGCAACCUACGUAUUCGUGUAUAGCUUUAACGUACCUGAGAGAGAAUGUCCGCCUUGUCAUCCGAGCUGCGAAGCUGGUUGUUGGGGCGACGGAGCCCAUAAUUGCCAAAAAUUUUCGAAGACUAAUUGCAGUCCGCAGUGCGCUCAAGGACGUUGUUUCGGACCUAACCCUCGGGAUUGUUGCAAUACAUUCUGCGCUGGAGGUUGCACGGGUCCAUUGCCGAGUCAAUGCCUUGCCUGUCGUAAUUUCUAUGACGAAGGGACGUGUUCUCAAGAAUGCCCGCCAAUGCAAAAAUAUAACCCCACUACUUAUUCCUGGGAGCCAAACCCAGACGGGAAAUAUGCUUAUGGUGCAACUUGUGUAAGAAACUGCCCUGAACAUUUGUUAAAAGACAACGGAGCGUGUGUGCGUAGCUGCCCUCCUAAUAAAACUGCUGUCAACGGAGAGUGUAUUCCUUGCAAUGUGACUUGCCCGAAGACUUGCCGUUCUGAAAAACCUAUUCACUCCGGAAACAUUGAAAGUUUCAAAGAUUGCACAAUCAUUGAUGGUUCUAUAGAAAUUCUAGAGAUGACUUUUACUGGAUUUCAGCAGAUUAAUCCAGAUUAUUCAUUUGGAGAUCGUUACCCAAAAAUGGAACCAAACGCUCUUGAGGUUUUCAAUACAGUCCGAGAAGUAACCGGCUAUUUGAAUGUCCAAGCUCACCACCCGAAUUUCACUAAUCUCUCCUACUUUAGAAACUUAGAAGUAAUUGGAGGACGACAAGUAGUCGAAAACUUGUUCGCCUCUCUUUACAUUGUAAAAACUUCCUUGAAAUCUCUUGGACUCAAAUCUUUAAAAAGAGUAAAUUCUGGCGCAAUAGCGAUUAUGGAAAAUAGACAGCUUUGUUUUGCUGAAAAAAUUGCAUGGAAUAAGUUAGUUAAGUCCAAAGACCAUAAACAGAUAAUUCAGAAGAAUAGCGACGUAAGGAACUGUGAAAAAGCCAAUUUGGUGUGUGACACUGAAUGUUCAUCAGAUGGUUGCUGGGGACCUGGACCAGACCAGUGCCUUUACUGCGAGAACUACAAAUUCGGAGAAACAUGCAUUCAGAACUGCACAGUGCUUCCAGGAUUGUACAAGGCGGGUACGAAAAUUUGUAAGCAGUGCCAUGCUGAGUGUUUGGAUGGAUGUACUGGACCGACCAGGGCUAAUUGUACUAAAUGUAAGCACGUGCGUGAUGGGCCAUACUGUGUCGCUGUAUGUCCGGCUUCUAGAUAUGCAACAGAGAAUGGGACAUGUCAACCCUGUCACCAGAACUGUUUCAAUGGUUGCACGGGAUCUAAUAACACUGUAGGUGAGGGAGGUUGUAACUCUUGUAAGAAAGCUAUAAUCAGUGUAGAAGCAACUGUCGAAAGCUGUCUUAAAGAAAACGAACCCUGCCCUGAUGGGUAUUACAAUGAGUGGGUUGGUAAUGUAAAGCCUCUUGAAGGAAAAGUUAAAGUGGUGUGCAGAAAAUGUCACCCACUGUGUUACAAAUGUACCGGCUUUGGAAUACAUCAACAAGUGUGUCAAGUUUGCAAUGGAUUCAAACGAGGUGAUCAAUGUGAAGAUGAGUGUCCCUCUGAUCACUUCACAGAUGACGUCAAUCGCCUUUGUACUCCUUGUCAUCACGAAUGUAGAGGCUGUAUUGGGCCAUCAUCAACGGAUUGUAUCAAAUGCCAAAAUUUAAAGAUAUUUCUCGGUGACUCAAAUUCUAAAGAGUUCAAUUGUACUGAUAGCUGUCCUGGUGACAUACCACAUAAGAUUUAUUUUGACGAGCUCCUUCAAAAUCCUAUAGAUGAGCCCUAUUGUUCAGCAUUAGCCAAUGGCAUUCCUAAUAUGGCCACGGCAAAGAUAUCAACAGUAAUUGUGGUUAUUCUGGUGUUAGCCCUCAUAUUACUAGUAAUUCUUGCUAUAAUUGGUUAUACAUGUAGGCAAAAGGCAAAGGCUAAAAAAGAAGCCGUUAAAAUGACUAUGGUCCUUACUGGUUGUGAAGAUAAUGAACCACUACGACCAACUAAUGUCAAGCCGAAUCUAGCGAAAUUAAGAAUCGUUAAAGAAGCCGAACUUCGUAGGGGAGGAAUGCUAGGUUUCGGUGCAUUCGGUAAGGUUUAUAAAGGAGUAUGGGUUCCCGAAGGAGAAAAUGUUAAAAUACCAGUCGCUAUCAAAGUCUUAAAAGAAGGUACAGGAGCGAAUUCAAGUAAGGAAUUUUUGGAAGAGGCGUAUAUAAUGGCUAGCGUCGAACACCCAAAUUUACUUCAAUUGCUGGCUGUUUGCAUGACUAAUCAGAUGAUGCUAAUUACGCAAUUAAUGCCUCUUGGUUGUUUACUGGACUAUGUAAGGACAUAUAAAGAAAAAAUUGGAUCUAAAGCAUUUUUAAAUUGGUGUACUCAAAUAGCUCGUGGUAUGGCAUAUUUAGAAGAAAAAAGGUUAGUUCACAGAGACUUAGCGGCUAGAAAUGUCUUAGUACAAACACCGAAUUGUGUAAAAAUUACUGAUUUCGGAUUGGCAAAGUUACUAGAUAUUAAUGAAGAUGAGUACAAAGCGGCUGGAGGUAAGAUGCCUAUAAAAUGGCUGGCAUUAGAAUGCGUCCAGCAUAGAAUAUUUACACAUAAAAGUGACGUGUGGGCCUUUGGUGUAACUAUUUGGGAAAUCUUAAGCUAUGGAGCAAGACCUUAUGCUAACAUAUCAGCUAGAAAUGUUCCAGAAUUGAUAGAAAACGGCUUGAAAUUACCACAACCAAGCAUUUGCACUUUGGACAUUUAUUGUAUUAUGGUUUCUUGUUGGAUGCUCGAUGCAGACAGUCGACCAACAUUUAAACAACUUGCGGAUACAUUUGCUGAAAUGGCACGCGAUCCUGGCCGCUACCUGGUCAUUCCUGGAGACAAAUUUAUGCGACUCCCAUCUUAUUCAACUCAGGAUGAAAAGGAACUGAUUAGAAAUCUCUCUUCGGCCAUGGACGGUCCAGAACCGUUAGUGGAAGCAGAUGAGUAUUUGCAACCAAAAUUCAAUACGAUGCCCGGAUCAACGACAACAAACACAACAGUCACAAUCGAAGCGCAAUCGAGCAAGCCAUGUGCAUCCGCCACUUGGGUUAACAAUAUAACGGGCCAAGAGGGCGCCAUCAUUGACACUUCCAACAGGUCGGAAGGUUGGGAUCGAGACUUACUGCGAUACAAUAAUUCCCGGAAUCCUGAUGGAACCGAAAUACGACAUUAUUAUAAUAAUGGAGUAUGUGCUUCUGAUGGCUCGAAUUCUAGGUAUUGUAGCGACCCGAUGAAAGGAAGAACAGACUGUUUGGAAACGAAGUUCGACAGCAUUUCGAAGGUCAAAGAAGCGCAAGUGGGAAAUCUAAAACUAAACUUGCCUUUGGACGAGGACGACUAUCUAAUGCCUUCACCGCAACACACCCAGAACGCGUCGGCUUAUAUGGAUCUGAUUGGAGAAGCUGGAGAGGGUAACGAGGGAAAGGACUUACGUUACAGUGGUUUUGUCGCAUCUAAAAGGUGCAUAGACAACCCAGAAUAUCUUAUGUCCGAGCAAAAUAUACCUCCACAGACAUUAGGAAUCCCGACCGAGCCGGUUCCACUCGAAUCUCUAGGUACCAGCGAGGGCAGUACGGGAGAAACCACACCAAGACCGGGCACCAGCAAAUACCUACCACAAAAAUCGGUAGAAGAGGAGUCCAUGUCCGACCACGAGUACUACAACGACUUGCAGCGCGAGCUGCAGCCACUGAGGCGGAACGAGACUACGGUGUAAGCGCCAUGGAUGCAGCUGUGACUCUCGACUCAGAGUCAAACUGAUCUCUCGUCGUUUCGAUUGCUGACUACUUACUGUAAACGGCGCUCCAGCGCCUCUUGUGCCAUUUAUGCGAUGGCUAGUGUUAGCUUGUUGUAAAAACAUUUAACUAAAAAUUUAUCGUAGUUAUUAAACCAGUUUGUUAUUUCUUCUACUUAAUUAUUGUAAAAACUGUUACGAAACUAUAAUUUGUAAAAAUUAUUUCACGAGUUGCUUGUAUGAAGAAGCACCUCACAAAGUAUAAGUUAUUUAUUAAUUUAGUUUAAGAAAGGCUAUGUUUAUGUUUCCCGACGUUAUAAUUAUAAGUAAAUGUUAUUUUAAUUUUAUAACUGUGAUAAUUAGAUUAAUUACAUUACAAUACUACAUUACAUUCAAAUUUUUAUUUCGCUCAAUAGAACUGUAUAAAUAAAUUGAACGACAUUGUCAUUGUUAUUAGGCUGUCUAUUUGUUUGUCAAUAUUAUACGAAUAGUCUUACUUUCUGUAUUUGUGGUGCUGGUUUAGUAUACGUAAGGAACACCGAACUGAAGCGACCACGCUCACCGCACAUUCUAGACUAACAACAACGUCUACUAAAGUAAACGCUAUCUGACCAGUAGAUACAAACCAGUUAAAGUAUUUACUCAUAAACUUAAUUUCGUGAUCUUGCCAGUAUGGGGACCAUUUUAUUUGUAAUUACCUAUACGGUUUCUUGCCUACAUUCCAAUUUUGUUGUAAUAUUCGCGUUUAAAUGCUCCUACAUGCACGGUACUUUUAACACUCGUAGAAACGCUAAAGAUAAAACUUCGAGAAUUCCAUUUUAUGACAAAAGACACUUAUCACAAUAAUCACUGCCUCUAGCAAAAUAAACUUAAGCUCAAACAAUUUCAAAUGCAAUCGUCGUUACGUAUUUCAUAGUUAAAUAAGUUUUAUUUAAUAUUCGACCAAACCUUCGUUUGCCAUGUAUAAUGUAAAUAUUAUUAUUUCAUUGCGUUAUUGUAAAUCUAAUAGAUUAAAAUAAUAUUUCUGACACACGUGCAGAGCUGUACGCCUUGCGAGUCAUUGUUAUAAUAUGUUUAAUGUAAAUAAAAAUAUAAACAAGAUUAUAUCGGAGCUGAAGAGCUGUAUACAAAGUGUGCCAUUUCGUGUUAAAUAUUUUAUGAACUAAAUCUGAGUUUUUAUAUUAAAUUCGUUUAUCAAUCGAAAUUAUUUUAAUUCCAUUUUUAACAUUUGUUUUCACUAUCGCAAUUAUUUUUCAUCAUUUAAUUAGAUUAAAAAUAAAAACGUAGUGAUAAUCGAGCGUUAAUAAAUGUCAUAUUAAUAAUAAUUAUUGUGAAAGCAUUUCAAUAUAUGUUAAACUUAGAUAUUAUUCAUAAACAUACAUUAUAACCGUAUUCUAACUGAAUUAUUUAUCUCGUUUCAAACUGGCUACGUCUGCGAAAUGAUCAAGACAAAAUAUAUCUUAGUUAAAAUACGUAUAAUCAUAUUUAUGAAUAGGUCCGUUUACAUAUACUUAAAUGUAAUAAGCAUGUCAGGUAGCUGCAAAUGAGACAGGUGAAAUUAUUUGGCAGAAAAAAACAAAUGGCAGCUGGAUGUAAAUUUGCAGUUAACUGUUACUAGUUGAUGUCUAUAAUACCUACAUAAUAUAUAAUGUGCGAUGUACUUCAAUCAAAUUUUAAAAUUAGUGUUAAAUGGCUAACAUAUUAUUCUGAAUGUGUAGAUAAAUGUGAUGACUUAUGGUACAUGUACCUUAAUAAAUGAAUUAAAUUGAAAACA
Messenger RNA from Vanessa atalanta (red admiral), 6257 nucleotides. It is a transcript of the gene Egfr, whose product is annotated as epidermal growth factor receptor. The coding region runs from base 197 to 4465 and encodes 1422 amino acids. Gene Ontology annotation, cellular component: basal plasma membrane; signaling receptor complex. The record is from RefSeq and is a predicted model, not a curated record. Gene Ontology annotation, molecular function: transmembrane receptor protein tyrosine kinase activity; ATP binding. The transcript has 5 exons. Gene Ontology annotation, biological process: multicellular organism development; positive regulation of cell population proliferation; cell surface receptor protein tyrosine kinase signaling pathway. NCBI's taxonomy places the organism in Eukaryota, Metazoa, Arthropoda, Insecta, Lepidoptera, Nymphalidae.